GUAUUGUAGGACAAGCGCGACGCGCUUAGAAGUUGAACUGCAACAUUAAUUAAAUCUAAAUUGUUAGUCAGCACGUAUUUAUUGACUCACUGUUUGUUAUUUGCGACGCUACCUCCUAACCUACAUUUGAUUCAAGUCUUAAUUAUACCAUGUACCUAGUUGUAAAGUACCGCCAUGUCAUCUCCCCCCGGCCAGGAGUCACGACCCCGACAAUGCGGUGUCUAUCAUCAACCCGAACCCGUCGUUGGAGUCUUAUUAUUACUCACUCGAGUCGAGGCUAGGGUAUACCUAUAUUGCAUUUAGGUGGUACGCGACACUUUGGGUAUUAGGAACAUGACACCUAUCAGCCUUUCGCCUUAUCUAUCUAGGUACCUAAAGGUCUACGCAACAUGGAAGACGAAAUGACCGAAAUCAUUACACUGCCCCCUGGCUCUCAGGUGCUCGAUGCCGGCUGUGGUGUCGGCCACGUAGCGUUGCGCAUGGCGAGGACUCAUGGACUACGCGUCGAUGCUAUUGAUGUCGUGGACCAUCACGUUGCCAAAGCCCAACGAAAUAUCGAGCGCUCGGGCCUACCAGAAGGCACAGUUAGAGUACGCAAGAUGGGUUAUCACAACUUAUAUGCAUUUGCCGCAGAUUCCUUCGAUGGUGUUUACACUAUGGAGAUCUUUGUAUAUGCUACCAACCCUAAGGCUGUCCUAGCCGGCUUUUACCGCAUUCUACGCCCUGGCGGCCGUCUUAUGCAGUUCGAAUACGACCACAACUCCCUCGAUAGCGCACCCCGUGAUGUCGUCGAUUCAACAAUGAAAGUAAACAAGUAUGCUACCAUGACCACCAACGCUAUAUCACACAUCGGGGUAUUCUGGCAGAUGCUACAAGAUGCAGGCUUCGAAUAUAUUAUUGUCCGUGAUUCUUCCGAUAAUAUUCGCCCUAUGACAGUGGUGUUUUUCCUCCUUGCUCUUAUUUCAUACUUCUUUACUUGCAUAUUAAAACUUAAACACUACUUCAUCAAUACAGUUGCAGGGGUAUAGUCUUAUAAAGAUCGUAAUCACCGGCAUUACGCAGCUAUUUCGGCCACAAACCCCGACGAUCCAACCGAAGGGUCAAAGUCCAAAUAACACCAUCGCUAUUCUUCAUUAGCACUCUGUUGGCUAAAUCUUUAUCUGACUACCCUAGAACAAAUUCAACUAUGAUCUUGCUAAAAGCGCCUCUUCCAAGUAGGCUAGCUUAGAUAUAGUCUAUAGCUUGGUAAGCUUCGCAACGUAUUCCUCUGCU
Molecule: messenger RNA, 1272 nt
Organism: Daldinia vernicosa
Lineage: Eukaryota; Fungi; Ascomycota; Sordariomycetes; Xylariales; Hypoxylaceae
Product: S-adenosyl-L-methionine-dependent methyltransferase
Exons: 1
Coding region: 390-1028 (212 amino acids)
Biological process (GO): ergosterol biosynthetic process
Cellular component (GO): endoplasmic reticulum
Molecular function (GO): sterol 24-C-methyltransferase activity
Source: RefSeq, a predicted model, not a curated record